GCCAGUCUCCCGUCCAUCGCUGUGUUUUUAAAAGCCACUAGAUCUCGAUGGGUGCCAUCGGCUGCCGCUGUACCGAUGACGUGGAUACCACCUGCGCCGAAGCCACGGCCGAAAACGACGUGGUGCCGAUCAUGAGUGUGGCCGAUCCAUUGGCCAUCGGCAAGCCGAGCGCGGAGGCUGGGGCACCUGCUGCCCCGGCUGCAAAGGAGAAGCACAACCCUAACCGCCUGGCGGAUUCGCAAAAGAAACUCCAGACCUGCGCGCGCGCAUUGCGCAACCGCAUGGCGAAGGAGCAAUCCGAUGUGUGGAAGAAGACCGAGGCGGAGUUCAACGUCCAGAAGAUGAUUUGGCAAAGUUUGAGUUUGCAGCGUGGGGAGAAGCACAAGGGCAAUGCAGCAAUGAUCCAAUCGAAAUUAGAGUUCGCCUUCGCCACGCACGCCACGGAUCUCGCAAAGGCCAUUGAAGCCUUGGACAUGUGUUUAAAGAUCAACGAGGGCCAUGACCUUUUGGGAGUGGCGAUGGUUGAAGCAAUGGAGUCCAUCAAAACCGCAGCCAUCCAUGCAGAUGCACGGGCAGAACUGGCGAAUUUGCUUGAAAAAGCUGCAGAAGAACUGGCAGUAGGACAUGUUUCAAAGCACGGCAGCAAUGAACUCGUUCAACUCUUGGGUGAUUGUGGCAUCCAGGAGCCCAAAUUGGAAACGGCGAUUAAAUCGGCCUGGACUUUCGCUUAUGGCGAAUAGACACAGCAUCCUGAUCCGUUUCCUUGUUGGGAAAUUAGAUGAAAUUAAAUGCGUUUCACCCGUCAAGUCGCUCAAGUGUCGCGUUCGCACGCGGAAAACUUGGGGAGUGCGGCGGUAAGUUUCAGCCAGGUAUACCACCAGUGUUGCUGUCGCCAUCACCGGUGAAGAUAUGACAUUUAUUGAAGUUUGGGGGUGGUCUUU
Molecule: messenger RNA, 941 nt
Organism: Cladocopium goreaui
Lineage: Eukaryota; Dinophyceae; Suessiales; Symbiodiniaceae
Source: the annotation of a GenBank genome assembly